Molecule: messenger RNA, 4628 nt
Organism: Silurus meridionalis
Lineage: Eukaryota; Metazoa; Chordata; Actinopteri; Siluriformes; Siluridae
Gene: cpxm2
Product: carboxypeptidase X (M14 family), member 2
Exons: 14
Coding region: 1545-3746 (733 amino acids)
Biological process (GO): proteolysis
Molecular function (GO): zinc ion binding; metallocarboxypeptidase activity
Source: RefSeq, a predicted model, not a curated record
UUUAUUUCUCUGUUUUGGUGUUCCAUCCACACUGAGACAGUGGGAUUCUUUUAAAGUAAAUAAAAAUGUAGCUUUUUUAAAUCGUUCUGCAAAGUGGAUACAUUUGAAAGUUUUAUUUUUGGGUCGCAGUGUGGACUGUGUAAACAGGAUUUUGAAGACGAUGAUGCAAUGCCAAGCGGAAAUGAUGCAGAUCGAAUCACCUUCGUUUACGCAGGGCAGGGACAUGAGCGUUUUCAGACGUUUGUAAAUGAUAUCGUGGACCAGGAGAGUUUUUUUAGACACAAACACCAAACACCAAUUUUUUAAUUAAUCAACAUUAGUGUAGACGUUAGACACUUCAGUGUAGUCAGUGUUCACAUUUAUGUUCAAUAAAGUUGGAGCUCUAUAGCAAGAGAUCUUCCACUCCAACCCAUGGAAGGCAGAUCUUCAUGGAGGUGCUUUGUGCACAGGGGUAUUAUCAUGAUGGAACACAUUUGUUUCCAUAGACCUUUUAUAUAAUUGUGUGAGUUAAUCUGUGUGGUAACAGUUUUUAAAGAAGAAUCACAUCUGGCUGGUAAAGUCAGGUGUCCCAAUACUUCUGGGCCUGUACUGUAUGUGUAAAAAGCAUUAUGACUGCAUUAUAAGACUACAUGAAUGCACUUAUGAUGUUUACCAUUCUACAUUUGUAGAGGUUUAUUACAGAAUGUAACACGUGUGUAAUGAUUUGUAUUAUUAUAGCUGUAAUGUACACAGAUACGCAUAUCGAGAUAUCAGAUAUCGAGCCCUAAUUUAUCACAAUAUCAAUAUUUUAUCAUUGUAUCGCUCUGCCCUGAUCUGUUCAUCUGCAUAACUGAUUCUGAUCCUAUUAUAUAGUGAAUGUAUUAUUUAUUAUAGAGCUUCACAUAUGUGAGCAUUAAAGGCAUCUGCAGUCCUGAUCUCUCUUUUCUCUCUCUUUUUUUCUUUCUUUCUCUCUUCAUUCUUGUUUUAUUCGCUCCAUAUGUGCCUCUUUUUAACUUCUUCUGGAAAAGGACUUUGGCUCGGAGACACAUGGCAUAGUGUUGCAGCCUGAUUUCUCCCAGUCUAUAUGUCUCAUUUCUUCCUCUAUUCAUCUUUUUCAUCUUUCCUUUCUCAAUCGUUCAUUGUCUUCUUUUCCUCUGUAUGUCUUCUCUGAGGAGAUUAAAGGUUAUAGACUUUUCAGCUCCGGAUUUGACCACCUGCUUCAAAGCGCUUUACUUCCUCUCUGUCUCCUCUUACAUUUAUAAUAUCCUUUCUUUCAGUCCCUCCCUCUUUCUUUCUCUCUCUCUCUCCCUCUGUUUUUUGCUCUAUCCCUCUUAAGGUCCUCUUGGCUCACUAGUUUUCAUUGAGGAUCUCGAGAAGUCUGAAAUCUCUCUCUCUCUUAAUCAGGAAGUUUGAAAAAGAAGAAAGAAAGAAAGAAAGAAAGAAAGAAAGAAAGAAAGAAAGAAAGAAAGAAAGAAAGAGAAAGUAAGAGAGAAAGAAAGAAAGAGAGGGAGAAGACAAAAGGAAGGAAGACAGAAUAAAAAAGGGUAAGACAAAAAGAGGGCACGAUGGUGUCCCUCUUCUCCGUUGGACCAGGACGCCCCGGUGUCUUCGUUCUCUUGCUGCUCGGCAUUGUGGGAUCAUUUUUAGAGGUCUCGCACGGAUUCCAGAGUGAGGAUGAGGAUUAUUACAUGCAGGAGUUGCUGAGCAGGGAGCAUUAUUACACCGUUCCUGUGCUGGAGGAGAGCAUCGUGGACGCUCAGGAUCCUGCCACACCGGCCGUCCAGAACACACCCAAAACAUCAGUGAAACAAGCUGGAGGCAAGACGAAGUCAGUGAAAUCUUCAAGCAAGAAGGCUGAGAAGACCUCUAACAGCAUCAGCGAGGCAGAGGGACAUUACUGCUCCGAGAGUGUGGAUUGCCCUCCUCUCGGCCUGGAGUCUCUGAAGAUCGACGAUUUCCAGCUCCACGCCUCCACCAUGCAGCGUUACGGUCUGGGAGCUCACAGAGGACGACUCAACAUUCAGGCAGGUCUGUAUGAGGAUGAGAUGUAUGAUGGUGCCUGGUGUGCAGGCAGGAACGACCCGCUGCAGUGGUUCGAGGUCGACGCCCGGAGACUCACCAAAUUCACUGGAGUCAUAACACAGGGCAGAAGCUCACACUGGUCGAGUGACUGGGUGACGUCAUACCGAGUUUUGGUCAGUAAUGAUUCACACACCUGGGUGACGCUGAAGAACAGUUCCAGAGAGCUGCUGUUUAUUGGCAAUAAGGAGAAGGAGAUCCCAGUGCUGAACAAGUUCCCCAGGCCUGUAGUGGCACGCUACAUCCGGAUCAACCCACGCUCCUGGUACAACCAAGGCAGCAUCUGUAUGAGGGUGGAGAUAUUGGGAUGCCCCUUACCAGAUCCGAAUAAUUAUUACCACCGGCGCAACGAAAUCACCACCACGGACAAGCUGGACUUCAGACACCACAACUACAAGGAAAUGAGGCAGUUAAUGAAGGUGGUGAAUGAAAUGUGUCCGAAUAUAACUCGCAUUUAUAACAUUGGGAAGAGCUACAACGGGCAGAAACUCUACGCUAUCGAGAUUUCAGAUUAUCCAGGAGAACAUGAGCUGGGUGAGCCAGAGUUUCGCUACACGGCGGGUUCCCAUGGUAACGAGGCACUGGGCCGUGAACUCCUCCUCCUCUUAAUGCAGUUCUUAUGUGUGGAGUAUCUCUCCGGUAACCAACGGAUACGACACCUGGUUCACGAGACCAGGAUCCAUCUACUGCCCUCAGUCAACCCAGACGGAUACGACAAGGCUGCAGAGGCUAGCUCGGAGUUGAGCGGCUGGUCUUUGGGUCGAUGGAGUCAGGACGGUAUCGAUAUCCACCACAACUUCCCUGACCUCAACAAAAUACUGUGGGAAGCCGAGUCUCGGAAAUGGGUUCCUCGAAAGUUCCACAACCACCACAUACCCAUUCCUGAGUGGUACCAGUCCAAAAACGCCACAGUUGCCAUGGAGACACGGGUGCUGUUGGCAUGGAUGGACAAGAUCCCCUUUGUCCUUGGUGGCAACCUCCAAGGUGGCGAGUUGGUAGUUACCUUCCCCUAUGACCGGACUCGACUCACUGGUGUUUUAAAAGGAGCCACGCCCACUCCAGAUGACCCAGUAUUCCGCUGGCUGGCGUUCUCGUAUGCCUCCACGCACCGGCUGAUGACGACUCCGACACGCAGGGUGUGUCACACACAUGACUUUGCCAAAGAGGAUGGCACUAUCAAUGGGGCAUCCUGGCACACGGCUCCAGGAAGUAUGAAUGAUUUCAGUUACCUCCACACCAACUGCUUUGAGCUGUCCAUGUACGUGGGCUGUGACAAGUUUCCUCAUGAGAGCGAGCUGCCCGAGGAGUGGGAGAACAACCGCGAGUCUCUGCUUGUGUUUAUGGAGCAGGUUCACCGGGGCAUUAAAGGUGUGGUGAGGGACUUACAGGGGAAAGGCAUCGCCAACGCUAUUGUCAGUGUGGAGGGCAUCAACCAUGACGUCCGAACAGCCGCUGACGGAGAUUACUGGCGUUUGCUGAACCCGGGCGAGUACAGCGUGACGGUGCGAGCCGAAGGCUACAGCCUCGCACGGAAAGUGUGUGAAGUGGGCUACGACAUGGGGGCCACACGGUGCGACUUCAGGCUGUCUCGCUCAAACCUCUCACGCAUCAAAGAAAUCAUGGAGAAGUUCAACAAGCAGCCGAUCAACAUGAGACAACCUCAAAGACAACGAAGCCUGGGGACAUAGAGCUGGGGACUGGGAUAAAAGGGGGGAAACCCGGUGUGUGUGUGUGUGUGUGUGUGUGUGUGUGUGUGUGUUUUGGACGUUUUGGACUGUUUUACUCUGCCUGGAGUCGGAUGGUGUAAUCGAGGAAAGAGAAAUGCAUUAUGUAAUCAAGGACUGAGGGAGACACGUGAGCCAAUCAGCUCUGUAGAAUAUAACGGCUAUAAAAGCGCUUGGACACACGACGCUCCCAAAUUAUAAUGACAUACACUAUAUAAGCUAAAGGUUUGUGGACACCUGACCAUAAGAUUUCUAUGUGCUUCUUUUUGGACAUCCUAUUCCAAAAUUUGCUGUUAUAAUGAGCUCCACUCUUCUGGCAAGAUGUUCCACUAGAUUCUGUAGAGAUUCCUUCUGCCACAAAGAUGUAGGUGAGGUGGACAUAUUCAUUCAUGUUCUAAAGGGUUUGAGCUCACUAGCAGGAGAUCUUCCACUCCAAACCCAGUGUAUCUUCAUGGAGCUUGCUUGGUGUACAAACAUCAUGCUGGAACAGGUUUUUGGGGCUCGUAGUUCAAGUAAAGGCACAAUUUCAUCAUCCGAUACAAUCGUGUGCCUUCAAAAUGUUCAGGUCAGGAUUCGACUCAGGUGUCCCAAUACUUUUGGCAAUAGCGUGUAAGUCCUCUAUUCAGAAUUAAUAUAAUUACAGAGUGCAUGAGCAGAGAUAUUAAAUAAUUAUUAUAUUAAUUAUAUCAUAAACACCAAAACUGGCAUGAAAAUAAAUCUUUCAGCAUUACUUUUGGACGUGAAGCAUGUUUCAUUUGUCUGCAUUUAUUAUCGUUCAUUGAAGACGUCAAUACAUCUUCAUACCAAAUAAAAAAACAUCCUGGAGUGGAUUAUUUUCCUACAACA